AGAGAGAGAGAGAGACGACGGAGCAGAUGGGGAACAAGUCAGCGUUGGCGGGCUGUCUGAUUCCCGGGCGUUGGAUGCAGCUUCGACGGUCACCAUCUCCCCCAAGGCUACGCACUGGGCAGGCACCCGAUGCCCACUAGUCCGACGCUCCUCCUCGAAUCCUCUCCACCAGCCAGCCCUGCCCCAGUGUCCCUCCUCCCCUCCUCAGUUUGUCAGCGCCGGCGCCGCCCUCCAGGCUCUCAGCUCCCGCCGGGCACGCGUCCGGUUAUCCUUCCACCGGAGCACGACGCCCCCAUCGAAUUCUUCCCCUGUGCCUCGUGCUCGUUCCCCUCCAGCACCUCUCCUCGAUUGGUACCGCAAGCGCAGAUCCAUCCGGGCUUCGAUUGCCUCCCUCUCGCUUGGUGGUGCACCUUUUUCCCUGCAGAUCCUAUGAUUGCAAUGAAGCCUGAGCAACUUCUGUCUUGGAAACAGAUUUCAACAUUGAUCAAUCACGUCAAACAUUAGGCCACUCGUCACCUUGCAACUUCAAAGGAGAUAGCAAAGUGAUUUGCUGUCUCCUGGUAACCGUUGCCUGCAAGGCCCAGUGAUGGCAGAUGCUAGUUCAAGGACUGACACCUCAACUGUUUUAGACGACAACGACAAGAAUCAGAGGAUGGAAAACGGACAACUUGUGGCAGCUGCGCCUUCUAAUUCUUCAGAUAGGUCUGAUAGGUCCGACAAACCUUUGGACCAAAAGACCUUGCGACGGCUAGCCCAAAAUCGUGAGGCAGCAAGAAAAAGUCGGCUGAGGAAAAAGGCAUAUGUGCAACAGCUAGAGAGCAGUAAGCUGAAACUUGCGCAACUGGAGCAGGAGCUCCAGAAAGCUCGCCAGCAGGGAAUCUUCAUUUCCAGCUCUGGCGACCAAACCCAUGCCAUGAGUGGAAAUGGUAAUGUUUCAGGAGCGCUGACUUUUGACAUAGAAUAUACUAGAUGGCUAGAGGAGCAAAAUAAGCAGAUAAAUGAGUUGAGGACUGCAGUGAAUGCUCAUGCAAGUGACAGUGAUCUACGACUUAUUGUAGAUGGCAUAAUGGCACAUUAUGAUGAAAUAUUCAAGGUCAAAGGCGUUGCUGCAAAGGCUGAUGUAUUUCAUAUACUUUCAGGCAUGUGGAAGACACCUGCAGAAAGGUGCUUCCUCUGGCUUGGGGGUUUUCGUCCAUCUGAGCUUUUAAAGCUCCUAGCGAAUCACCUCGAGCCCCUAACUGAGCAGCAAUUGCUGGGAUUGACCAACCUCCAGCAAUCUUCCCAGCAAGCAGAGGAUGCAUUGUCACAGGGCAUGGAAGCGCUGCAGCAAUCAUUGGCAGAGACUUUGGCUGGAUCUCUUGGUCCAUCAGGUUCUUCAGGCAAUGUGGCAAACUACAUGGGUCAGAUGGCCAUGGCCAUGGGCAAACUUGGGACACUUGAGAAUUUUCUUCGCCAGGCUGACAAUCUGCGACAGCAGACAUUGCAUCAAAUGCAACGGAUUCUAACAAUCCGACAGGCUUCUCGCGCUCUUCUUGCUAUCCAUGACUAUUUUUCUCGGUUGCGUGCUUUGAGUUCUCUGUGGCUUGCUAGGCCACGUGAAUAACCAAAGGAUCGUCACUAUGUCUGAGUUCCAUGAGCUGGUGUGGUGAAGAAUUCUAUGGCGCACUCAUUCGCGACGAUGCAUUGCAGGUCACUGGUGACUUGGUUUUUGAUUGUACAAUUACUUUUAGCUGCUGCUUGGUCCAAAUUGUACUUAAGUGGUGUACAAGUAGGUUAAUCCUGUAAAUUAGGGUGAUUUGUGGGUGUACUAGCAAUAAUGAUUAGAGGAAUCAGGAUCAGUGCUCUGUUGUUUGUAAUGGUUAGAAAUUUAUUAGUCCUAAAUGUAAUCCUGGGACAUGGGGGGCAGAAUGGGAAGAGAGUAAUAAGAGUCUCCCCUUGGUUGCUCUGUUGGUAUUAUCGCA
Panicum hallii is the source of this 1961-nucleotide messenger RNA. Its product is annotated as transcription factor TGA2.1. NCBI's taxonomy places the organism in Eukaryota, Viridiplantae, Streptophyta, Magnoliopsida, Poales, Poaceae. The record is from RefSeq and is a predicted model, not a curated record. The transcript has 10 exons. Bases 587 to 1603 code for a protein of 338 amino acids. Gene Ontology annotation, molecular function: DNA-binding transcription factor activity; sequence-specific DNA binding. Gene Ontology annotation, biological process: DNA-templated transcription; regulation of DNA-templated transcription.